Bacidia gigantensis is the source of this 2553-nucleotide messenger RNA. RefSeq lists its product as uncharacterized. Lineage: Eukaryota; Fungi; Ascomycota; Lecanoromycetes; Lecanorales; Ramalinaceae. Gene Ontology annotation, biological process: DNA-templated transcription; regulation of transcription by RNA polymerase II. Gene Ontology annotation, molecular function: DNA-binding transcription factor activity, RNA polymerase II-specific; RNA polymerase II cis-regulatory region sequence-specific DNA binding; zinc ion binding. Gene Ontology annotation, cellular component: chromatin. The transcript has 2 exons. The record is from RefSeq and is a predicted model, not a curated record. The coding region runs from base 1 to 2553 and encodes 850 amino acids.
AUGCCCGCAGUCGCAGGCGCAUCGCCUCCCGAUGCUUCUCCUAAGAAACCCACCUCGACACCGGAUCGAAAGUACAAAUGCUCCUAUUGCAAUCGUGCCUUCUCUCGCUCAGAACAUCGUUCCCGACAUGAGCGAUCCCACACGAAAGAGCGCCCCUUCAAAUGCGCCAAAUGUCGAAGUACUUUCGUCCGGCGAGACCUGCUCCUCCGUCACGAUCGAACCGUCCAUGCCAAAGAUGGAGGCAUUCCUCUCUCCAGCGAAGUCAAGAGGCGGACUACAACCAAGGCGGCACCGAAGACAACGCCGACGAAGCCGGCUAUGGGGCUGGACACGGCAGCGCUGGAACAGAUAGAGGCUAGCAGUGAUGGUAUGGUUGACCUUGAGACUGCCGCAAUGUUGAUGACCGACCUUCACCACAAAGCUACGGCCCAGAUGGCCUCGCAAGAGGAACACCUCGACGAUCAUACCACGCCCUAUUCGCCCGAUCAUACCGUCAUGUUUGAUGCUGGCCACAAUCCGUUCAUGACGACUGCUGUGCCAAUGCCCCAGAUGCCAUGGGAGAAUUUCAUGCCAAACUCGGUAAAUCAACCUAAAGCCUCUUCCAUCUCUUCCGCGAGUCUUUCUGGCUCGCAAGAUACUCAAUUGUCACAGCUUUCCUUUAAUAGCGCCAGUACCUUACAACCGCACGCAAAUCACGCCCAAUUGCCUCCAAUGAUGGAGCGCUUUCCCUCCAACAACGACGCCCUUGCCCCCUCACUUCAGAAUCUCAACGGUAACAUACCCAUCUCGGGGCCCGGUACGCCAAACGGUCUCUCGCCAUUUCCUUUCAUGACCGGCCCAGUCUCUCCGGUAGACUAUCGACGCUCGCCAGGACCAAGUCAACCCAUCACCACGCCAAGGAUACCACAAAUCCAAUCGGAGGAAGAUCAUCGCGCAAUGCAAGAGAAUAUGAGAAAUUAUGACACGGAGGAGCAGACCUAUCCAACAUUUCAACAGCAAAGCCGGGCAGACCUCAAUUCCUACCUCGAAUCAUAUUUCAAACUCUUUCAUCACCAUCUUCCAUUCCUACAUCCAGAUUCCUUCAACGCUCGUCGAAUCUCGCCUCCUCUCUUGCUCUCGGUCCUGUCUAUUGGUUCACUAUACUCUUUUAAUCCAGAAAAGGCAUUCAUGUUCCAUGUGGGAUCAAAAGUGUUGAACAAUCAAUACGUACAAAACAGCGAGGAUUUUAGCUCAAGGAACUGCCCAUUAUGGGUGAUGCAAAGUACUCUCCUCAACAUGAUCUUUGCCAGCUGGAGUGGGGAUGCGAAAGGGCUGGAAUGGACUUGCUCAAUUAAAAGUCUCGUGGCAGGAGUAAGUGUUCUGAAUUUCAUGAGGUUCAUGAAGCUAACCUUGACACAGAUGGUAUCUGGCAAUCGGUACGAACUGAAUCUACGGACUGAAGCGCGGGAAGGAAGACCACCUUCACACAGCGAAUGGGUUGAAGAUGAAGGCUGUCGGAGAACGUAUUACGCUGUCUACAUUUUCUUCGGCAUGCUGACAUUGACCUAUAAUCACACACCUGCCAUCAACUUUAAUGAAUUUGAAUCGCUCAUAUUACCUGCGACUGAGUCACUUUGGAAUCUAGACGUAGUUGAUGAAGAGGUCUGGCAAGAGAGUCUGGCUCAGACGACUAACGUUACGGUCCGCGCGGCGUAUGACAGCCUCUUCCAAGGGGAAAAAGUCAAAUACAGCGCUUUCGCGACCCGGGUCAUGAUCAAUGCUUUGUCUUUGGAAGUUUGGUCUCAGAAAGGCAAUUUCGAUGCCCUGCAAGACGUUGUCACGGAAUACAAGCUUCGUCUGGGGUUAGAAACAUGGGAAGGAUCACUCGAGUUGUGCGAGCCAGAGACCAUGAUUGUACAACUCAAUGCGCCUGACAAGGGUCAUCCGCUCAUCUUCAAUUCUAUGGCUGUGUACAGGAAUACCCGUGCUCGGUUGGAAGUUGACCUCAAGGCCGUUCAGGAAGCGAUCAGAUACCAUAACGCGUAUGAGGUUAAUGGCGCAAUGACGGCUGCAAGGGACAAAGUAAAACGGUCGCAAGAGAUGAUCAAAGUCAUUGAGGAGUGUUUCAACUCCAUCGAGAUCGUCGCACAGCAAGGCAUUCGGUGGGUGGGAAGGACCUGCGCCACGAAUUGGAGUAUCGAGCAUCCACUUUGCAACUUCGAUCUCAUCCUCAUCCUCAGUCUCUGGCUGUAUCGACUUGAACACGACGAAGAGCAUGCGUCGGAGCAAGAAAUAUCCAUGUAUAACAAGGUCCGCACUCUGUUCGAAGAUGAAGGCUACGAUGUGGAAGGCAGACUCGGCUCUGUCGUUGCCAAAUUAUGGGGUGAAAUGCUGGAUGAAGUCGUGGUCUGGGGGAUUACAAAGCUCAUGGGCGAGGCCUUCAAGCUUCAUGCGCAAACGCUGUCUGGCUACGAUGACGCUGUAGCCUCCGGCUCCGAUGGCACGACCCCUACGAUGUCUUCGCAAGAGGUCGACUUGGACAUGGCUAGCUCAUUUCAGCCAGUCCAAGCGUAG